Molecule: messenger RNA, 3781 nt
Organism: Neopsephotus bourkii (Bourke's parrot)
Lineage: Eukaryota; Metazoa; Chordata; Aves; Psittaciformes; Psittacidae
Product: protein O-GlcNAcase-like
Exons: 18
Biological process (GO): glycoprotein metabolic process
Molecular function (GO): beta-N-acetylglucosaminidase activity
Source: RefSeq, a predicted model, not a curated record
GCUGGGGCGGCAGGGCUUGAACUGCUACAUGUACGCGCCCAAGGACGAGCUGAAGCACCGGCUGCUCUGGAGAGAGCCCUACACGGAGCAUGAGGCAGCCCACAUGCGUUCUCUUAUGGAGGCUGCCCAAGGGCAGGGUGUGCAGUUUGUGUUCGCCAUCUCUGCUGGCCAGGACAUGGUGUUCUCAAGCGCUGGGGAUCGGCUCCUGCUGCAGCAAAAACUCAGGCAGGUGGCUGCCAUGGGGUGCCAGGCCUUUGCGCUGCUCUUCGACGACAUCGACCCCUGCAUGUGCCAAGCUGACAGAGACGCCUUCCCCUCCCUGGCGCAGGCUCAGGCCUCUGUGGCCAACGAGGUGUACCAGGAGCUGGGCCAGCCCCCCGUCUUCCUCUUCUGCCCCACAGAGUACUGCAGCUCUCUGUGCUCUCCCAGCCCCAGCCGGUCCUGCUACCUGCUGACCAUCGGCCGGGAGCUGCUCCCAGGGAUCGGUGUCAUCUGGACUGGGCCCAAGGUGGUCUCCCAGGAGCUCUCGGCCGCGCUGCUGGAGGAGGUGGAGGCUGUGCUGCGGCGCCGGCCCCUCAUCUGGGACAACCUGUACGCCAACGACUACGACUGCAGGCGCCUCUUCCUGGGCCCCUACACGGGACGUGCCCCUGGCCUCAUGGCCAGGCUCCACGGGCUGCUCCUCAACCCCAACUGCGAGCUCCAGGCCAACUUCAUCCCCAUACACACGCUGGGCAGCUGGUUUCGGAGCGAGCUGGGGAGCUGUGCCCACCCUGACCACGCAGGGACAGAGCCUGCAGCAGCACAGGGGGACAGCCAAGGCCGGCAGGAUGGAAGCUACAGCCCCCAGGAAGCCUUGGAACUGGCGCUGCGUGACUGGGUGGCUGAGAUAAACCGGCAAGCCUUGGAGCCAGGAGCGAGGAGCCCGGGACACGCCAGCGUCAGCCUCAAGGGAGGAGCGGAGCUGGAGCCUGGCGCAGCGGAACGGGGCAUCGAGCCUGGCCGGGGGGUCCCGCCUGGCCCCCGGCCCCACGGCGCGGCCCCCGGAGGGACGGAGCCGCCCAGCCCCGAGCCCUGCGGCGCGGCGCCAGGGGACAGCGGGAGGAAGGUGACCCCGGAGCCCGAGCGGGGCAGCGGGAGCAGGGCCCGUGCCGGUGGCCAGCAGAGCCCUGCCGGGUGCCGGGAGCAGCUCUCUGCGGGGGGCGCAGGGAGCCCAGAGCCCGCCUCUGCCGUGCCCAGCGCGGCUCGGACUCCCCAGCGCACGGGAGCGCCGGCGGCUGCCGAGGCCCCGCGCAGCCCAGGGCCCGCCGUGUGCCGCAGCGAUGGGACCAGCGCUGCCCAGAGCCUUCUGCCCACCGGUGGUGCCAGGACGGGGGCUGGCAGCUCCCACCAGCCCUGCAGCAGCACCCGGCCUGAGCCCAGUAGGGCUGAUACCCCCCAGACACUGCCAGGGCCUGGGGCCGGUGACAGCUCUGUCCCCACAGCACUGCCCAUUGAUGGGGCUGGUGCCAGCCCUGGCCCCACAGCACCAGUGACCCCAGAGGAGCCCAGGUCCAGACCCAUCCCCACGGCACCAUUGACCCCAGAGGAGCCCAGGUCCAGCCCCACAGCACCAUUGACCCCAGAGGAGCCCAGGCCCAUCCCCAUGGUACCAUUGACCCCAGAGGAGCCCAGGUCCAGCCCCACAGCACCACUGACCCCAGAGGAGCCCAGGUCCAUCCCCACAGCACCAGUGACCCCAGAGGAGCCCAGGUCCAUCCCCACAGCACCACUGACCCCAGAGGAGCCCAGGUCCAUCCCCACAGCACCAGUGACCCCAGAGGAGCCCAGGUCCAGCCCCACAACACCACUGACCCCAGAGGAGCCCAGGUCCAUCCCCAUGGUACCAGUGACCCCAGAGGAGCCCAGGUCCAGCCCCACAGCACCAUUGACCCCAGAGGAGCCCAGGUCCAGCCCCACAGCACCACUGACCCCAGAGGAGCCCAGUUCCAGCCCCACGGCACCGCUGACUCUGGGGGAGGUUCGGAUGCUGGUGGAGCUCUUCUACCUGCCCUAUCACCACGGGCCGCUGGCGCAGCGCCUGCUGGAGCACUUCCGGUGGCUCCGGGCAAACAGCCUCAGCGUGGGGGUCUCUGCGGCGGCGCCCGAUGCCGGUGCGGCCCGGUGCUGGCGUGGCCGAGCGCAGUCCUUCACGCGGCUCUGCGCCCAGACCUGCCGCCUGCACGCCCGCCUGGUGGGCGCUGCGGGGCGGGCGCUGCUCUAUGACCUGCACCCCUACCUCUGGGACAUCCGCAACGUGCUGCUGGCCGCCAGCGCCUUCGUCCAGUGGCUCGAUGGCCACCUCCUGUGCGAGCCAGGCCCCACGGGCGCCUGGGGGAGCUGCUUUGGCUGGUGCCAGAGCAUCACAGCCCCGAUCCUGCUGUGGGGAGAUGCUGAGCCCUGGGCAUGGCGCGGCGGCCUCUUUGGAGAGCUGCAGGCGCUGCUGCCCGUGGGGAACAGCUCGGACCUCUUCCAUCAGCCACCUCCGCUCUUCCCAUCCCGCCAGCUCCACGUCCUGCGCCCGCUGCGGCCCCGGGACAAGGGAGAGCUUUACCGCAUGUGCCGGGAGAGUCUGGACUGUGACCCCGAAGUCACCGAGAUCCUUGUGGCCCACCCCGACCUGCUUGGGGACAGGCUGCUGGGCAGCUUCCUGAGCCUGAGCCCCGAGUACACCUUUGUGCUGGAGGAUGAGGCUGGGCCCUGUGGCUACGCUGCCGGCGUGCUCUGCGCUGAAGGCUUCCUGCAGCAGCGAGACAGCGGCUGGCUGCCGGCCAUGCGACACAAGUACCCCCGGGACCUGGCCACAGGAGCCCCGGCGCUGGGCAGGGAUGCCCUGGAGGAAGCGCUGCUCUUCUUCCACACAGAGCCAGCGGCAGUGCCCCUGCCUGUGCUGCGCCGGUUCCCCUCCCUGGUGCAGCUGGGCACAGCCGCCCGCACGCUGGACGCGGGGGCCAGCCACAGCCUGGCCCUCUGCCUGCUCAGCGCGCUCAGGGCCAAUGGGUCGCGGGGAGUGUUCUGCCAGGUCAGUGCCACCGACCAGCAGCAGCUGAGCUUCUACAGCAAGCUGGGCUUCGUCGCCCUGCCAGUGGCCUGGGACGGUUGUCCCAGUGCUCGGCUCCUGGGACGCCUCCUCUGAGCACUCUGCAUUGGGUGCGGGUGUGGGGAGGCAGUGCCAGAGACAGGCUGGUACCUGUCCCGCACACAGGGAGCAGGAGCAGGGGGGCACCUUGACCAGAGCAGGUACAUGUGAUGGGGACAUGGCUUGGGGAGGAGCAGGAACUCACAGGGAUGCAUGUAGGGGACAGUCCUGGGGCGACAGAGGCAUUUCUGCUAUCUCAGGAGAGAGGCAUCAGGGCCCCUCCACUCUGCCCCCGACUGUUCCAGCUUGCUGAGUGCCCUCCACCUCUGCUGGGGAGCCAGCAACAUCCCUGGGCUGGCUGCAGACCUCCAGGCCUGGAAGAAGCCACCUGGCCAGCGUUUAGGGUGGUGGUCUGGGAGCGUGGCACAGAGCAUUAGUGUGCGGGGAGCGUCCCUGUCCCGCAGGCUGGGCUGUCCAGAUCACUCCAUCCCUGGUGUGGCCCUAAGAUGGGCAGCUGGGGCUGGGGCUGGCCCUCGGCAUGGAGCAUCUUCCUGCCUGUAUGUUCCUGACCUGUAUGGGAUGCAGUGAGGCAGCCUCCAUCUCUGCCGCCUGGGCACUGAGGGAAGUGCUGUCCAUGGCAGUAAAGCAUUUGCUGGUCUCUCA